AUUUACCCAAAAACAAGAAACAUUUCCACUUCAAACAUUUAUGAACACUCCCCCAAACCUUCCUCCUCCUCUUUCCUAAACAAGAUAAAACCUUCCCAGUUCCCACCACUCCAUGCGCUCCUGACCUCCGAUCGCUCCUCCUCCGAUCACCGCCGCAGAUCUCUGAUCCAUCCUCAGGCAGGAGGUGUUCGGGGAUCUGUACCCAAUGGAAUCCACGACUCCUAGCCCUUGUAAGAUCACCCUCAAGCUCAGAAGAGACGACGAACAAGAACAACAAGAGCCGAAAACGAACGACGACAAACCCGCCCAGUCUCCUUCGUCUUCCUCCGUCUCGUCGCCGCCGUCUUCCCCUUCCUCCUCCGACGAGAUUCUCCAGUCCCAUCUUCAAUCCCAGGAGCUCGUGCUCUACGAUCCCGCCGUCGCCGCUAAUGCCGGUGGCGACGCCAAUCGCCGCGCUGCUACAGUGAAUCGGAUUCCGAAUCUGAACAAAUCCAUUUCUCCGGUCUCGGUUUCGAAUAGUCAAGGUCCUAGGGUUUUGCCGUCGGUCGGGGCCUUCACUGUGCAGUGCGCCAAUUGCUUCAAGUGGAGGCUGAUUCCGACGAAGGAGCAGUACGAGCAAAUCCGGGAGCACAUUCUGGAACGGCCGUUCUACUGUGAGACUGCAAAGGAAUGGCGGCCGUCGAUUUCGUGUGAUGAUCCGGCUGACAUUACUCAAGACGGGAGCCGGCUCUGGGCCAUUGAUAGGCCCAACAUUGCUCAGCCACCGCCCGGCUGGCAACGGCUACUCAGGAUUCGAGGUGAAGGAAGCACCAAGUUUGCAGAUGUUUAUUAUCAAGCGCCGUCGGGCAAGAGACUUCGGUCCAUGGUGGAGGUUCAAAAGUAUUUGAUUGAACAUCCUGAGUAUAUGGUGGAUGGGCUAUCUAUGGCACAAUUUUCAUUUCAAAUUCCUAGGCCUCUGCAGGAGAAUUAUGUGAGGAAACGCCCUGCUGCUCCUCGUUUGACAGCUGCUGCCCAUGCUAGUAGAACUCUUGAACCCACUGAAGCAAAUCCCAUAGCAUGGGCUGGUCCAGAUGAUACAGAGUUGCAACUUGGUUCUCCGUACUUGGAGGCUCAUGUGUUUGACCCUGUUGGUCGACCUACAAAGAAGCGAGCCAAAACAAGAACUCCAUCAAGGGUCUACAAUAGUAAUUUAAAUAUCAGCACAGAGUCGAGCUAGAAGGGCCUAUGUCAUUCUUGAAACUAGUUGCUCUUUCUUGCUCUCUCUGGGGACCUUUUCAUGUUGUAUCUGUCUUGUUUUUCUUAUCUCGGCUUGUGUUGGCUUACACUAUAAUGUUAUAUACAGUAUAUCCAGCAAAGAAUAGGAAGGGUUUUGAACUUGUGAGGAGAGGAAAGAACAUUUUGGGGUCUAGGGCAUAUUGACAUGCUGUAAGCUUGAUUCUCGUCUUGUGCAGAAAAAAAAAAAAAAAUCAAAAGAAAUUGAAG
Molecule: messenger RNA, 1482 nt
Organism: Rosa rugosa (rugosa rose)
Lineage: Eukaryota; Viridiplantae; Streptophyta; Magnoliopsida; Rosales; Rosaceae
Product: methyl-CpG-binding domain-containing protein 2-like
Exons: 5
Coding region: 206-1216 (336 amino acids)
Molecular function (GO): zinc ion binding; DNA binding
Source: RefSeq, a predicted model, not a curated record